Messenger RNA from Microsporum canis CBS 113480, 1821 nucleotides. RefSeq names its product WD repeat protein. The transcript is spliced from 5 exons. Bases 1 to 1821 code for a protein of 606 amino acids. Gene Ontology annotation, cellular component: nucleus. The record is from RefSeq and is a predicted model, not a curated record. Gene Ontology annotation, molecular function: protein binding. Lineage: Eukaryota; Fungi; Ascomycota; Eurotiomycetes; Onygenales; Arthrodermataceae.
AUGGCCGAGCCUAGUAUACCAUUCGACGGCCCCCGCAGCAGAGCGCCUACGUUUCCACGGCAGCCAGAAGAGCUGCAUAUUCCUUCAGCAAACGCCUCGAAGCCGCUGAACGAGCAGCGACAGGACCAUCACCAGCAACAGCAUUACCAGCAGCACCAGAAUAAUGCUCUGCCGGGAGCCCUACAACCCGGUCCUGCAAGCCGCCAGGGACAGCCACCCACAAACAGUAACAACUCAACUUCUUCAGGAGUGCCCUCGCAGCUAGCGGUGCCCAUGACACCGUCGAAGCAGUCGUCCAUGAACCAGCUGCAAUCGUAUCCUUCUAGCCCAGGAGGAGACCAGCAGCGAUAUCACCAUCAACAGCAGCAGCAGCAACAGCAGCAGCAGCAAUCCAGCAUGAUGUCUCCCUCUUCCGCCGGACAGUCGACGCCGUACUCGCCGCUUGGGCUGGCGGACAUACGCCCUCACAUGGACCUAGGCCGGAUAGACGACUCGGCCACCUCUCCAGCCAUGAACAACGGGGACAUGCAAACGCCCAAGAAUAGCAAUUACCUCGCUCCGUGGGGACUGUAUGCGCUCGAUUGGUGUAAGUGGCCCGCAGCUCCAAACACCAAUUCGGCGGGGAAGAUUGCUCUUGGGAGCUACCUAGAAGACACCCACAACUACAUACAAAUUCUCCACGCGCAGACCGCUGAGCGGGACUACAACGACCCUGACAACGACCCAGGCCUAGAGUUCGUCAAGACGGCGGAGGCCACACACUCCUACCCGGUCACACGUAUCCUCUGGGAACCUCCGUCGUCGCAGAAACAGUCGACAGAUCUGCUAGCUACCUCGGGCGACCAUCUCCGUCUCUGGUCGUUGCCCUCGAACCCCAACCAGACGCAGUAUUACGGCAACAACUCGAUCAACCGGAUGAGCGCCAGCAACAAAAGUCCACCACCGCUACAGAAACUCUCUCCGCUGGCCCUCCUCUCCAACUCCAAGACGCCCGAACACACCGCCCCUAUAACAUCUCUAGACUGGAACGCCGUCUCGCCGAGCCUGAUCAUUACGUCGAGUAUAGACACUACCUGUACCAUAUGGGAUAUACCCACUCUCACCGCAAAGACACAGCUCAUUGCCCACGACAAGGAGGUCUAUGAUGUACGGUUCUGUGCAAAUAGCGUAGACGUCUUCGUCAGCUGUGGUGCAGACGGAAGCGUGAGAAUGUUUGAUCUGAGAAGCCUGGAGCACAGCACCAUCAUCUACGAGCCGUCAGAGAAACACGAUAAGGGAAGCCCGGGAGACCUCUCUCCAGGCCAAUCAUCCGUAUGGCCUCCUCCUCUACAGCGCAUUGCAGCAUCACCGCACGACGCCCAUCUGCUGGCAACAUUUGCCCAAGACUCCAACAUCAUCCGCGUGCUGGACGUCCGCCAGCCAGGCCAGGCGCUGCUGGAGCUCAAAGGCCACGCUGCCCCCGUAAACUGCAUGGAAUGGUCGCCCUCUCGCCGUGGAACCAUCGCCACGGGCGCCGACGACUCGCUGGUCCUGAUCUGGGACCUUAUCAACCAGAACAACGCAGCUGCCCUGCCCAUCCCUCCGCAGCAGCCACAGCCCCUUCACGGCGGUGGAAGCGGCGGCGGCGGCACCAGCGGCCCGUCAACGCUUGAACGAGGACCCGCGGCGGCCUGGCGAUGUGACUAUGAAGUGUCGAACAUCAGCUGGGCACCCCAUAUCCCUGCCACCGGCCCAGGGAGGGACUGGCUCGGACGUCUGUCUCCCAUCUUUGGAUCUAUAUCUAUGUCGGUCUACGACGACCAUGUCUCGACUGUUCCUUGA